This is a messenger RNA of Pyrus x bretschneideri (Chinese white pear), 1580 nucleotides long. RefSeq lists its product as uncharacterized. Bases 139 to 1380 code for a protein of 413 amino acids. NCBI's taxonomy places the organism in Eukaryota, Viridiplantae, Streptophyta, Magnoliopsida, Rosales, Rosaceae. The transcript is spliced from 10 exons. The record is from RefSeq and is a predicted model, not a curated record.
CGAGGAAUCACUUUCCAAUGCCUGCAAGUUCUCAUGGCUUCGGUGAAGAUGAUCAAAAUUUGUGGGGAAGCUUCAGUAGUGGUAUGUUGAUGGUCGACAUCACGCUUUUAGCUUCUACAGAAUCCCUGAAACGAUAGUAUGUGGGCUUUGGACAUGGAAAUCGCCGCCUGUUUCUCCUCCUCCGCCGGCUUUGCUGCCAAAUUUGGAUGCCUGUACGAUCACAUCCCACUUCACGCCCAUACCCAUAUCAACGGCUAUGGUUCCUUCUUGGGAUUUCGCGGGAGUAGCAGAGGCAGCAGAGCAGUGGUCGCAGGCGGGUCAGCCUCGGCCUCCGCCAAGAAGCUGGCCGUCAACGGAUACGCCGGUCCCAGUUCCACCACUAGCAGGUUAACCUACACUUGGAACGAUUCCUGUCUGGUGAUUCCUCCGCCCGCCGGCAAGAAGCCACGCGCCAUCAUCAAGUUCUUGGGUGGCGCCUUCAUCGGAGCUGUUCCAGAACUUACUUACAGCUACUUAACUGAGCUAUUGGCAAAGGAUGGGUUUCUGGUGAUAUCAGUGCCGUACAAUGUGACGUUUGAUCAUGUCCAAGCUUCCCGGCAAGUGUAUGACAGGUUCAACGGCUGCUUGGACAACAUCUUAGCUUCUGGACUGCCCAAUUCCAAUCUAUCAGCUGCCCAACUUGCUCGACUGCCCGUGUUUUCGGUUGGCCAUAGCAAUGGUGCCCUUCUUCAAGUACUUGCCGGGAGCUAUUUCUCUGAUAAAGUCCCUAAGGCCAAUGCUAUAAUAGCAUACAACAAUAGACCGGCAACGGAGGCCGUGCCUUACUUUGAGCAGUUAGGUCCUUUAGUUAAUCAAAUGGUGCCUCUUAUAGAAGCAUCUCCAGUUUCUUCAGUGGCAAGGACUGCCUCAGGAGAUGCAUGGAAGGCGCUGAUUGGUGCAGCUGGAGCUAUGCUACCAGACAAUCAGGAAACUCUAAGUUCGGUGACUAAAUUUGUUGAUCAGUUGCCCUCAGUGCUAAAUGAGGUAGCACAAGGGAUAUCAGAGUUUAAGCCAACACCCUCUGAAAACCGUGAUUUUUGUAAGAGCUCGUACAAUGUCAAACACACGCUACUGGUGAAGUUCAAUUUUGACGCAAUUGAUGAGACAGAUACUCUUGAAGAGACGUUAAAGCCUCGCGUGGAAUCUAUUGGCGGAACACUAGAAAAGGUCGAAAUAAGUGGUAACCAUAUUACUCCAUGCGUACAGGAACCUAAGUGGCAAGCAGGUUACGUUUACACUCCAGCAGAUGCUAUUGCUCAGAGUCUUAAGAUGCUUUCGCUAAAUGACGUUAGAGUCCUUUCGAGAACUAUAAGCGACUGGUUCAGAGGCUUUGAAGAUUGAGCUGCCAUGGCUUCAGUGAAUUCAUGUUGUUAGUUAGAGUCCUUCAGAGAAAAUUCAUGUAAAGUUUAUGCUACUUUUGAAUACAUUAGUUGGGCCACCAAGAGAGCAGUGUCUUAUCUUUUACUGGCGUUGGCUUGAUAUUGUUACAACAGUAAUGUCACACUUAUCGCAUUUUUUAUUACAUUUGUACUUUUUCUUUA